Messenger RNA from Harmonia axyridis, 1526 nucleotides. Its product is annotated as BRISC and BRCA1-A complex member 2-like. The transcript is spliced from 5 exons. Gene Ontology annotation, biological process: double-strand break repair. The record is from RefSeq and is a predicted model, not a curated record. Lineage: Eukaryota; Metazoa; Arthropoda; Insecta; Coleoptera; Coccinellidae. Bases 307 to 1437 code for a protein of 376 amino acids. Gene Ontology annotation, cellular component: BRCA1-A complex; BRISC complex.
CAUGAAAGAUUUUCAAAUUGCUUUCGAUUGGGAUUAAUCAGUCGCGCGGCAAGAAAUCGCAUGUACGCGUCUAUUAUUAUGAUAUUAGUCCUCCAUGUGUUGUAUUGUGACGUCAGGAAGCAUAAUGUUCCCUAUUCCCAUGUGCGAAGUAAAAGACGCACGUGUAUCUCUGCCAUGUUUUUUUCAGAUAAUCAACAAAUCAAGUACUAUAAUAAGUAUCAUUGAAACGUUUCACUUAAUUAAACGGUUAUAUAAAACUUUUAUUUUUGAGAAAACAUAUUAAUAUAAUUUCUACGUCUUAUUACAAUGGACGAAUACGAUUUACGAGAUGUACAUCCUUGUAUGAGGGGAAUGUUUCACAAGCUGAGUAUAAGCGAAAGAAUGACAUUACGACCAAUCUCAAAUAAAGAAAAUAUCAUUGGUUUAAAUUUGGCAGAUUGCUACUACACAUAUGCUUUCAAAAUACGCAUUCCGUAUGCUAUUUCCAAAAUAUUAAAAUGGGAUAUCAUUUUCAAUCCUCACGAUUUAACAUUCGCUCCAGAUUUUUAUUUCAAUGAUAAAUAUUUCGAUGAAUUUUUACAGAAAUUUCAUGCAGACGAUUUGUAUGAAUAUGUUCCAGAUUGGUUUAAUUGGAAUGUAAACAAUAGUGAAUCAUUGAAAUCAGUUGUCGGAGGUUUCAUACUAUUGUACAAAGAGUUUCAGGAGGAUAAAAUUCGUAUGGCGAAAUCCUUUCUUUUAGAAGAGUAUCGUUCAAUUGCUUCUUUGGAAAAUUAUACAUCUGGUGAUACAGAACUCUAUGUAGAAGACGAUAGUGCCGAAUUUUUAAUAGCACUCCAUGUUCAGAUAUCUCAACUUCCAGCUUAUAUACAGCAAGAUGAUGGUGGGAUCUUUGCAUAUGACCAAAAAGAUUAUAUCCUCUUAGGCGUUCUUUUUCAUGAUUUAGAAGGCAAAAUCAAAACCGUUCAAUUGCAUCUUUCACUUAAUUUAGAUCAUUUCUUAGGAAAGAGAAAAAACAUUAAUAUUCCACCAUAUACAAAACCCAUUGCCCAGUAUAUUCCGUUUACAACAUCUUUACUUCAAAGAUAUAUUGAUAAUAUGACUCUUUUUCUUCAAUUUAAGAGACAAUUUAUUGCUUCGUUAGUUGCUCUGAAAUGGAAAUGCAUUUUGGAAUACGAUUCAUUCCAUUUUAAUUAUAUAGUACUCUUAUUUGAAGUAUAUGGCAUCUAUAUCCAUGUUAAGGUUCAAAUAGGAGACUUUUUCCCAUUUGAAGAAUCUCAAGUAAAAGUAAAAAUUGCUCAUCCUCUAGGUUCUAUAGAUCACCAAAUGAGUUUUGGUUUCAAACAAACUUCUCAAAGAACUCCUAAUGGAUUAGCUAUUAGUUUCUUAGAUCAGUUGAAGAUGUUCCUUUCCAAUAGUUUGAGAGCAGUUGCCAAUUGAAAUUUGUAUAAUGUUUAAAAUGAGUACAAUUUUUUUUCUAAUAAUGAGAAUAUUUAUUUAUACAUAAUAAAAUUUACCAUAUGCCAUUA